UUUUUUUGGAAAAGCCUCUCAUUUUUAAACAAGUUUGCGUUAAUUACUGUAAAAAACUAAUUGUUUUAGCGCGUUUAUUCUAGUUUACAAAGUUAUGAAUGCAGGAAAUCUUCCACGAAUCGUUUAGAUUAUAAUUAUGAAGCAAAGGGACCAAUUAAAUAGCUUCGUGAUUCACAACACAAAUUGUUUUUAUUGUUAGAUGGUAAAAUGAACACAGUAUGUCUUAUUUGAGUGCUUCAGAAAAUGUGGGUUUCAGUGGUAUUACCCAAAAUAUAUCAGAUGGCAGUUGCGCAACGCAAUACAAGAUGGCAGUUGAGAGUGUGUCGGGGGGCUGCGGUGGUGAAGUAAUGUACAUUCAUGACUCAGACAGUGAACAGUACAUACCGCAUAUAGCGGAAAACUUCUUCCAUACCAAAUUUAAAAUAGAUCCUAGUGAAUUGUACACAUUUCAUGAUUCCGAUGUUAUUGCUAAUGAGAUCACUGUCAGUCAUACAGAAGAUAAUUUCAUUUUUCCGGACAAUAGUAUUGAUAUUAAAAUAAAACAGGAAGACAGUCCCAAACAAACUGAAUCCUUUAAUACACCUCAUUUAACUAAUGGGAUAAUCAAAACGGAAAGUAAAGAGGUUUUGAAUGGUCAUUAUUCCCCAGUUUUGGAAAGUGUAACACUUAAUCACGUGGAAACAAAAACUGCAAAUGCUAAAGUUCAGAAAGGGAAGACUAAUGCCAAUCCAAAGCUGACUGAAGUUCGUCGUGCUAGUAUUCCCAGCACUCAAAAUUUAAGUUCACAAAAUUUAGGUCAUUCUGUUUCAACAUCAAAUAUAACUUCAACCUGUACAUCAAAUACUAAUUCAACAAGCGAGAAAGCAUCAGGAAAAAAAAGUAAUUCUGAAACAUUUUUGGACGUAUUUAAAAGAGAACAAGGGCUCACGGAAAAUGCUGUGACAGUUAAAACAGAACCAAACACUGCUAGUACAGUUACUGCUCCUAUCAAACCUCCUAAAAAGCCUGCAGCAGCCAAAACAUCCCAACCGAAACCACGCAAAGGUCGCGGGCCGACGGUACACGAGGCUUUACAGCGGAUACCGAAUCAACCGCGAGCAUUGGCCUUGCCCAACUUAACAUGGCACACUCCAGGAGAAGAGAUGUUUCAAUGUGGCCCUUUGGACGACAAGAAACCCAAUGCCUUUCGCCAACUCGAUAGUAGCAGUAGCGAUGACGAUAAUAUGCCGGAAAUCGAUUUAGGUGUCGGGCCGAUUUGUGUGGAGGAAAGUGCAGCGGAGACUCGCGGAGCUAGGUUGGCUUUGCGUCGGGCUGCAUUGAGACGACACGUGGUCAGGGCUGCGACGUCGCUGCAACUCGCUAAGGAUCAUAAAGAACAUAAAGCAUUGGCUUCUCUCAUCAAGAAACAACUGAGCGGUCAAAGUUCCUGUCGUAUUCCGCCACAGACUUUGAAUCACUUGCUGGCUAUGCGAGGGAUGUCUUCUGUAUUGUCAUUAGAAGAACGGAGGAAAUUAAGACAAAGCGGUUGGUCGGGCGGCGAAAGCGUGCGGCCGGAAUCGAACACGUGCGCAGACGAGCGAUGCACGCAAACUCCGUUGCCGUGCGCGCGGUACUGCUUGUCCCACGUGACACUCGCGCCAGAGCAGCGGCUGUACGCGGCGUGUGCGGCCGUGUUUGCGGGUGGCGAGCGUUGCAAACAGCCGUUACUGCCGCUACAAGAGCAGACCCCACUCUGCACCGAGCAUGCCUGGAAGCGGGAUAACUACGAGCUCCUAAGCCGUGAGAGUAAGCCGGUGAAGACUGUGCGCAAGCGAGCCUGGGUGCCCAGUGCCCGAGCGCCCAGGGCCCCGCGGACACCACGACGAGCCAAGCGACGCCGGAGACUAGUGCCCAAGCGACCGCCCAAUCACUCGCAAUCGCUAUCCGAAAUCAACGUGUGUUCGAACUCCUCAACGUAUGAUAGUUCGGAGGACACCGCAAUGGGUGGUUUCAGUGAAAACGAGUACAUGACUGCGACCAACUCGCAUGGGUUAGAGGUGGGUCAAGUGCCCCCGGACGACAUCCUGGAUCCAUCAGUACUGAAUCAGAUACCAGAUGAAGCUUUUACGGAAUUUUUUAAUCAAGAGGAAAGCGGAAGCACUUUUGGCGAGGGUCUGGAGUUGGCAGCGGCUUUAGAGGCCGUGUUGGACGAGCGAGCGCUCGACAUGGUGGACGUGUUCCCACAGUCGCACGUCCAAGCUAAGACCAAGAUGCAGGUACCGGCGGCGGUCACUAUGGAGAUAUCGUCUAGCGCGCCUUCAUAACAAAAUAACACAUACGUCUUAUGCUAAGUUAAAAUGAACCCUAUGUACUAUAAAUUUAGGAACAAAUUCGUUAAUCCGUAGUCUCAAGUUUCUUCAUGCUUUAAGUUUUCGUGUGCAUGUCUAAUAAAGUAGGAUGUUGGUGAGAGAAGUUUAAAAUGUCGAGUUUUUUUAGAACGAAUUGAUAAGGGAGCCCCGAUAAAUUAAUUGGGAAAUUAAUUUAGGUUUUUUUUUUAUAAAAAUCUAUAUGAAAAUCGAUAAAACCUUGUGUUCGUAUAAGUAAAUUCUGCAUUAGUACUAAUUUGAUUCUUUUAUUUCCUUGCGGUAAGUGAUACAGUCUAAUUUGAAAUGGCUUAGUCUAAGUAAACAUCAGAAUAUUUUUGUAUUUCCCCAUAGGCAAUGAUGCGACAAUGUUUUUGAAGCGGUGAUAGCGCAGAACUUAAGAGUUUGGUCGCAUUCAAGGUUGCCUGCCUUUCGGUAUUCUAUAGGAUAUAUUUCGUCGAGUGU
This is a messenger RNA of Pararge aegeria (speckled wood butterfly), 2807 nucleotides long. RefSeq lists its product as uncharacterized. NCBI's taxonomy places the organism in Eukaryota, Metazoa, Arthropoda, Insecta, Lepidoptera, Nymphalidae. Bases 219 to 2303 code for a protein of 694 amino acids. The record is from RefSeq and is a predicted model, not a curated record. The transcript has 12 exons. Gene Ontology annotation, cellular component: nucleus.